AUGCCACAAAAACAGGUGGGAUUCUGUGAAAAUUCCCCCUUGCAGGUGUCCGAGGAGUCCGGGAGAGACGGUAUCGUCUCUGUUUAUCCGUUCGGAAAAGGUAGUUCCGAUUCCCGGAACGGGAACCGUUUCCCACCCCGGCGACGAUGUGACGGCUCCAAAUGCCAAAAAUUGUUUUACGAGGUCGAGGAGUAUCAAGAAGAAAAAGAGGAGGGGGUCCCUUUCUGGGGGCCCCAGCGCCAGGCUCAGGAGCUGCAGCAAUACCGGGACAAAGGGAGGCAGAUGGUUGACUACAUUUUCCACUACCUGAGCACGGUGCGGGAGCGGAGGGUCUCUCCCAACGUGCAGCCCGGCUACAUGCGAGGGCAGUUGCCCGACCGGGCACCGGACCAGCCGGAAGCCUGGGACAACAUCUUCGCCGACAUCGAGAGGAUCGUCAUGCCCGCGGUGGUCCACUGGCAGAGCCCACAAAUGCACGCCUACUUCCCCUCCCUCAACUCCUGGCCCUCCCUGCUCGGGGACAUGCUGUCCAACGCCAUAGACUGCCUCGGCUUCACCUGGGCAUGCAGUCCAGCCAACACAGAGCUGGAGUUGAUCGUCAUCGACUGGCUGGCCAAGAUGCUGGGCCUCCCGGACUAUUUCCUGCACAGCCACCCCGGGGGCCGCGGAGGGGGCGUCAUUCAGAACAGUGUCAGCGAAUCGACGUUGAUCUCCCUGCUGGCCGCCAGGAAGCACAAAAUCCUGGAGAUGAAGAAGAGCGAGCCAAACGUCGAGGAGUCCACGCUCAACUCCCGCCUGGUGGCCUACACCUCCAAUCAGGCUCAUUCCUCAGUGAUGAAGGCUGGCCUGAUCGCCCUGGUGCGCAUGCGACUUCUGGACGUGGACGACGAUAUGUCCCUCCGAGGCGAGACCCUCCAGCGGGCGAUUGAGAAGGACAGAGAAAAAGGGCUAGUGCCCGCCUGGGUCUGUGCCACGCUGGGAACCACCGGGGUCUGUGCAUUCGACUGCCUGGAAGAGCUGGGCCCCAUUUGUGCCCGGGAAGGCCUCUGGCUGCACAUCGAUGCCGCCUACUCCGGGACGUCCUUCCUGUGCCCGGAAUACCGACACUUCAUGAGGGGCAUCGAGUUCACCGAUUCCUUCGCCUUUAAUCCUCCCAAGUGGAUGAUGGUCCACUUCGACUGCACUGGCUUCUGGGUUAAGGACAAGAAGAAACUGCAUCAGGCCUUUGGCGUAACCCCCGAAUACCUCAAGUAUGCAAACUCCGAAAACGCCACCGAUUUCAUGCACUGGCAGAUCCCUCUGAGCCGCAGAUUCCGGGCGUUAAAGCUCUGGUUUGUGAUCCGGAACUACGGGGUGAAGAAUCUCCAGGCCCACGUGCGGCAAAGCAUAGACAUGGCCAAAUACUUUGAGUCGUUGGUGAGGAGCGAUCCCCUCUUCGAGAUCCCCUACAAGAGGUACCUGGGCCUGGUGGUAUUCCGCCUAAAGGGCGCCAACCACCGGACGCGGAAGCUCAUCGAGGAACUGAAUCGGUCCGGCCGGAUCUUCAUCAUCUUCCUGGAGGUCCAGAAGCAGCUGAUCAUCCGCUUCGUGGUCACCUCCCAGUUCACCACGCGUCAGGACAUCCUCCACGACUGGCUGGUCAUCCGGGAGGCGGCCACCCGCGUCCUGAGCCACCCCAGCUGUGCCCGGCCCUCUGCGGAAGACCUGAGGUGCCCCUCCCUGGCCAGUGAUCCCUACUGUGUAGCCCAGAGCGUCCACCUUCCGAUCCCCGGGACGUCCGGAGAUGACGACCCCGACGAGGCCUUCCCAGAGGUCACCGAGCAGCCCAGGCCGGGCGGCCGGGCCGAUCCCGACUCCCGGGCCUCCUCAGAGGACUUCCCGGAGGAGGCCUCCAAGCAGAAGUUGCCCUCCUUCCUGUUCAGCUACCUGUCCGGGAAGAAGAAGAAGACGGUGCGGUCGUUGAGCUGUAACAGCGAGCCCCUGGAGCGGCCGGAGCCCGUCGGGGGAGACCAGGCGUCACCGCGAGGGCCGCCCCGGGAGAGGCCCGUGGACAAGACGAGGACCUUCAGGAAACUCUCCAAGUUCCGCAGCAUUCCCAGCUUUCCUGACUGCGGUCUCCCAUGCGAACUGGACUCGCCACGCCGCUCCUUACGGACCACCUUUUAG
Molecule: messenger RNA, 2166 nt
Organism: Tachyglossus aculeatus (Australian echidna)
Lineage: Eukaryota; Metazoa; Chordata; Mammalia; Monotremata; Tachyglossidae
Gene: HDC
Product: histidine decarboxylase
Exons: 15
Coding region: 1-2166 (721 amino acids)
Biological process (GO): L-histidine catabolic process; histamine biosynthetic process
Molecular function (GO): pyridoxal phosphate binding; histidine decarboxylase activity
Source: RefSeq, a predicted model, not a curated record